GAAACGAAGCGUCUGGUGAAUUGUUUUCGUAUAGUCCAAGCUGCUAUAUACAGUAUAUAUAUAUAUAUAUACAGUAUGUGUGUAAAUAGAUUCCCUUCAGAUUAAUUACUUUAGGAAUUUGAUUUUGAAGAUCACAAGGAAAGAAUCAUUUGGAAGCAAUGGCGAAUUUUGGGGAAGGGAGUAGAAGAGGAACCGGAGGGAUGCUGCCUCUGCUGGCGCUUAGCGCCGUCGCGGAGUACUAUAGGCUGCCGUGGAAACCGCCGGUGACGGCGGGUCUAUUGGCCGCGAACACUCUCGUCUAUCUCAGGCCGGCGUUUGUCGAUCCGCUUAUCCCUCACAUCAGUGAGGUCUGGUUCAAUCCCAACCUCAUCCUCAAGCACAAGGACUUGAAACGCUUCUUUCUAUCAGCGUUCUACCAUCUCAACGAGCCUCACCUAGUCUACAACAUGAUGUCCCUUCUCUGGAAAGGUAUCAAGCUCGAGACAUCCAUGGGAAGCAGCGAGUUUGCUUCAAUGGUCUUUGCGCUUCUUGGUAUGUCCCAAGGAGUAACAUUGCUCUUGGCUAAAUCCCUCCACUUAUUCUUCGACUACGAAAGAGCCUAUUACCAAGAGUACUCCGUCGGAUUCUCGGGCGUCCUCUUUGCUUUGAAAGUUGUUCUCAAUGCUCAGGCUGAGGAUUACACCAGCGUUUAUGGCAUCCUAGUUCCAACAAAGUACGCUGCUUGGGCAGAGCUGAUUCUUGUGCAGAUGUUUGUACCGAGCGCUUCGUUUCUUGGGCAUUUAGGUGGAAUCCUUGCUGGUAUUCUAUACAUGAACCUGAAGGGUUCUCACUCAGGCUCAGAUCCUGUGACCAUGGUGGUUCAAGGUGUCACCCGAGCGGUGACUUGGCCCUUGAGGUUUCUGAACAGUAUGGUUAGGUCUCGGAGGAGGAGGAUUUCAGGGAGAGGAAGAGUGGGAAGAGGGCAGACUGGGAUUGCAGGACCUGGUAUCUGGAGAUGCCAGUCGUGUACAUAUGACAAUUCUGGUUGGCAAAGUGUUUGUGAGAUGUGUGGCUCGGGGCGAGCUAGAGGAAACGGAUGGUCAGUGAAUCAGGGACCAGCACAGUCUUCUUCUAGUGAUCUCCCUUUAGAUGAGCUGCGCCGUCGAAGAGUAGAGAGGUUUAGUUGAUCUGUGGAAGCAUACUUAGAGCUGAGGAAGAACUGUGAAUGAAGCUUAGCUGAAUCAUUCAAAAUGCAUUGGCAUAUGAUUAGAGGGCUUAGUUGUAGUUUUUUUCAACCUGUAUGUCUUCUCUUUUGUUGUUAAAGUUUUGGUUCCAGGUGAACUGGUCCUUGAUGACUUUCACAAAUUAAAGUAUAUACUUGAUCAUCCA
This is a messenger RNA of Eutrema salsugineum, 1368 nucleotides long. Its product is annotated as rhomboid-like protein 14, mitochondrial. Gene Ontology annotation, molecular function: serine-type endopeptidase activity. Gene Ontology annotation, cellular component: membrane. The transcript is spliced from 2 exons. NCBI's taxonomy places the organism in Eukaryota, Viridiplantae, Streptophyta, Magnoliopsida, Brassicales, Brassicaceae. The record is from RefSeq and is a predicted model, not a curated record. Bases 159 to 1166 code for a protein of 335 amino acids.